Anopheles funestus (African malaria mosquito) is the source of this 1576-nucleotide messenger RNA. RefSeq names its product nuclear fragile X mental retardation-interacting protein 1 (gene Nufip). NCBI's taxonomy places the organism in Eukaryota, Metazoa, Arthropoda, Insecta, Diptera, Culicidae. Gene Ontology annotation, biological process: box C/D snoRNP assembly. The record is from RefSeq and is a predicted model, not a curated record. Gene Ontology annotation, cellular component: nucleus. The coding region runs from base 56 to 1576 and encodes 506 amino acids. The transcript has a single exon. Gene Ontology annotation, molecular function: RNA binding.
AAGCAGAACAUUGUAAACAAGUCUGCUGCGGAUCAUCGACGUAUUUUAGAUAGCUAUGGCGGAGGAAAAGUUUCUUUUACCACCACCAAAAUUUAAGGAAGAAGUACAGAAAGGCCUGGAUAAUUUUAGCCGUCAUCUGAAUCCUCAUUUCUCCACACCACACGGAAUGCUUUUAACGCGGGAUAAACAACCGCCGCCGAUGUAUGGACCACGUGGUUCUACCGUUCCACCCCGGUUCCUGGCAAACUCACGGAAACGACCGGCAGGGUGGACUUCAACGGACCGCGGUAACAAUCAGCAAAUGCAACCAGGCGGUUUUCAAAACAACUAUCGUCCUAGAUUCAAGCAUGCAAGUGCUGGUGGAAAAAAUCAAUCGAUACGGCCACCAAACAAUGGAUUUGAUAAGGAGGUUAAACCCGAGUUGCUUGUUCUGGACUGGAAGCUGUGGUGCGAAGGAUGCGAUGUAAAUUGCCGUUCAGAAGUAGAGUACCAGCAGCACAUAUCGAACCACGCACCGUGUAGCGUGCCCGGCUGUAAGUUCGUUGGGCAUCCGAUGAUUAUGAAGCGGCACGACCGUCAGGCGCAUCAGAACGAUGCAAAGGCAAAGGAUUCCGUUGGCCCAUCAUCGGAAGAGAUUGAACAGUGGAAAGAAGAACGCCGGAAGCGUUAUCCUACAAAACAGAACGUGAUUCUGCGCCAGCAUGCACAGGAAGCACGGUUCAAUCGUGGUGAACGUAUUGAGGAGAGCAAGGAUCGGUUUCCGAACCGACAUUUAGACACAAAAUGCGAAUCUCGUGAAAACGGUCCAUGGAGAGAGAUGGCUUCGAAAGGGAGGAAUAAUAAACGGUCAAAGCGAAGAAAAAGAUCAGCUGCUUCAGUAGCGGUAACGAUAGCUGAGGAAAACACGGGUAGGAUCCCUUUCAAAGGAACUUCCACGUUAAAGGAUUAUAAAGAUCCGUCAGCGAGUGCCCUUGCUAUGCUCGGGGACUACGGAUCCGGUAGUGAAAAUGAAUCAGAUGUAGAAGAAGAAAUCGUUAAUACAGUUAAUACGAACAAUCUAAUCAACGAUUCCGUAGUACAGCCGGAAAAUGUACUCAGCGAAGGUGAAAUAAUUGAUGAUGAAGAGGCUAACAACACUGACAAAAACCUUCGUUCGGAUCUGUUGGAACAGCCUGCAAUUGAUACUCAAGAUAAUCCUGUAAGCACAAGCGUCACAACUGUUCCCAAGCAACAAGCAGCAGAUGUCCCCGACGUUACUACUCCACAAACGCCGGAGAAAAGUAUUCUGGCUGGCUCAUCUUCAAAAGCGAACGCCACUAGACAGCACAACUCUAAACAGGGGCACAAGUUUAAAGGGAAAAAGAUGCCGCAACCCAAUCGUCCACUGUUGGACUAUUCCAAGCUUCGACGAUCGAACCAAAAUACUAUGUUGGAGAAAUUGCUCGACUCGGAUAUACGACACGAACGAAACGUGUUACUGCAGUGUGUGCGACACGUACUGGCGAACAAAUUCUUUGGUAUAGGGGAACCGAACGAAGCAAAUCCUGCUGCUGUUAGCGACGAUGCAAAGGAAUGA